Messenger RNA from Macrosteles quadrilineatus (aster leafhopper), 2186 nucleotides. RefSeq names its product ATP-dependent (S)-NAD(P)H-hydrate dehydratase-like. Lineage: Eukaryota; Metazoa; Arthropoda; Insecta; Hemiptera; Cicadellidae. The transcript has 3 exons. The record is from RefSeq and is a predicted model, not a curated record. Gene Ontology annotation, molecular function: ATP-dependent NAD(P)H-hydrate dehydratase activity. Bases 453 to 1481 code for a protein of 342 amino acids. Gene Ontology annotation, biological process: metabolite repair.
CUGCAAGCAACUUUGAGAUCAAGAUUAGAUUACUGAUUGUGAUUACUACUAAAACCAUAGUUAUGCUAAAACUAAAUAAAUAUGUCAUGUCACUGUCAGUGGUCAUUCGAAUAUUCUGAUGAGAAAUUGAAAUUAGUAGAUACGUGAUUGUGCAAGUUUUUAGGCUAAUACACAUCUAUGUUGUGUAUUUUCUUUUAUCAAAUGAUGUCUGAGGAACUUUAGAGAUUCAAGAAACUCACCGACAUUUCGGCCUUGAUACAGAGUGCCAUCUUCAGGGCGACUUGACUCCACACAGAUGAAAAAUCAAGUGACUUGAUAGUAAUACUCAUCUGGUAUCGUUCGAUAACGAAACGAGGAAAGUCCUACAAACAUAUUUAUGUAACCCAACCUAACAUAACUGCCGCAGCGCACUGUAUAAGGGUGGCCUCCAGAUAAUAGGUUUACUGCGACUUAUGAUAAAGCCUUCAACAACAAGUAUAUUUUUGAUCACUCAUCGUUUAAUGUCAGCGAUGGCUAGCAACAUUGUGAACAGUGAGGUGAUCAAACAUUGCAAGCCUUUGAUCCCUGAACUCUCUUACUCCAAGCACAAAGGAGAAAGUGGAAGGAUUGGAGUUUUUGGAGGAUCUAAAGACUUCACAGGAGCUCCUUAUUACGCAGGAAUGAGUGCGUUGCGAACUGGAGCAGACCUAGUUUUCGUCUUCUGCGUCCACGCUGCUGCUCAGCCAAUCAAGUCAUACAGCCCAGAAUUAAUGGUGGUCCCGUUUUUGGACGUUGAUAUGCCUAAAGAAGAAGAAAACAGUUGGUUGAAAAAGCUGCACGCAGGGAUCAUAGGACCAGGUCUCGGGAGGGAUCCUGAUGUAAUGACACGAAUCAAAACAUUGAUACCAAGUUUAAAAAGUGCAAACAUUCCUUUAGUGUUUGAUGCUGAUGGUCUUUUCUUUUUAUCAGAGAACCCAACAGUUUUGAAAGACUACUCGAACGAUAUUUACCUUACUCCAAACGCUCAUGAAUUCAGCCUACUUUGCGAUGCGGUGCUAAAAGGUGAAGACAUAACUGUUGCGGAUUAUGAAGUUACAGGCAAAUUGCUAUCAAAAGCCAUCGGACCACGUGUGACUGUUGUGAUUAAAGGUGAGCGGGACAUAAUUGUUCGAGGUGAUUCGAUUUUAAACUACGAAAAUACAAAAGGAUCUCCUCGAAGAUGCGGUGGACAGGGAGAUGUGCUCAGUGGUUGUCUUGGGACUUUUGCCUACUGGGCCACAAAGGCUGACCAGAAAGAAGGAAUGGACGCUCCCCAACUAUAUGCAGCUCUCGCAGCCACUACCAUCGUCAAGGUUUGUAAUCGGAUCGCUUUUGAGGACAAAGGACGAGGUAUGUUGACAACCGACAUUUUGCAAAAGCUUCCACUAGUUUUUGACAACUUGUUCGACGAUAAGUGGAAAUAUUUGAUAGAUCAAAAUAAAUUGUUAUUGAAUAAAAAGUAAAAUGAGCAUAGCUUGUGUCGCUUUGUUACAGAAACAAUCUAGGAUCAAAAAUGAGUUAAUAAUACAUGAAUUGCAUUACUUAGAAUUUCACUACCUAUUCAACAGUUAUUAGGUCAAGUUUCUUUUUGAUCCAAUAAUAAUAAUACCUUUGUAGUUACCAUUACAAAGAUCUUGCCAAGUAUAGGCCCUAGUAAAAUAAUAGGAAUGCUUGCGUCUCGUGUAAGUCUACCAGUAAUAAUUAAUUAUAAAGUAAUCUUCCACUGUCUUUAAUCGUUUUCAAUAGAAUAUCUUUCAUUCCCCAAAAGUAUUUAGCUAUCCAUCAGUUAUUAAGCGGACAACAGCAUUCAACUAAUUAAAACAUAUAGCCUAAAACUUUCACUUUUAAAUGUGUUUUCAACAUACUGUACCUUGAUAAUAAUAUAUUUAGGACCAAUUUUACUGUCUUAAAACUAAUUAAAUUUGAUUUGCUAUUAAUAUUUGGUUUGGAUGAAUAAUAAUUCUUUCCUCAGCUUCUUCAAGCCACAUCCAAACUGAAGCAAAGGCUACCUUACAGUUGUUUACUUAAGUAAAGGAGCAUUUAUUUUGUAUUUUUCUAUCUUUAAACUACUUUAGAACUAGAACCUAUUAGAUCUGGUGCCAAAUAUAGUUGUAAGGGAGUUGUCUAUUACUAAUUGUCUUUUUGAAAUAAAAUUAUGGUUAUCAGUA